Copidosoma floridanum is the source of this 1027-nucleotide messenger RNA. RefSeq lists its product as uncharacterized. The record is from RefSeq and is a predicted model, not a curated record. NCBI's taxonomy places the organism in Eukaryota, Metazoa, Arthropoda, Insecta, Hymenoptera, Encyrtidae. Gene Ontology annotation, biological process: spermatogenesis.
UCGCGUGUAUAGCUGUAUAAUUACAUCUUUAUACAGAAUAGGUAUAAAAAUUUAUUUACAUCAGAGAAUUGAGAAUAUAUACUAAUAGGUGUAUUUUUAUUAUUUUGAACUGCGUUACCAUGGAUACCUAACCUUGUUAAAUAUAGGUCGAAAGUUAACACAUUUUUUCUACCCAAUAGUUCGUGACUUUAUUUAACUCUUUUUUUUUAAUGGCUUUUAUUCAACGUAAAGGAACAGCUUUGCAGUUUGAAAUUGAAUUUGCAUCUGGUGAUCAUGUAAAAAAUGACGUCGAAAAAAAUAUUGGGAACGUCACAAAAACAUCUGUGGAAAGAAACGUUGCUAAUAACGAGUAUGGAGCGGAACUGGAUUUGAAUCUAGAAUUUAGUUCUGAUAUUUCUGAAGAUGAAUCUGCAUACGAAGAGUCACAGAGUUUUGAAAUUCUUAAAUUUAAUGAUAAGAAAUCGGAAUUAACAGCAGUAUCUUUAAAUAAAUUUCCCUCAAAGGGCAUUCCAACAUUCCAACUUCCAACUUCCACAUUUAUUGCUAGACAUGAUAUUAAUUUAGGCAAAAAAGAGGUUCCACCUUCUAAAGUACGUAAAAGUACAUCUGUUAAUCUAGAAGACAGAUUAAGAUGCCUGAGUCUUAAUGAAGUAGAUCCCGUAAAUAAAGAACCACCAGGAUUGAGAGGAAAAAAUAUGAGCUUUACCAAUGAUCAAAUGAUGCAAAUUGAGCGUGAUAAUGUAAUAUUAUUAAGAAAAAUUAUGGUCCAACAGAAGCCAUUGAGAAUAAGGCAAACAUCUGGACGAUCAAAAAUGAGUAACUCUGCAAUCAAUAGACAAAGAUUUCAAAGAAAAAUAGAAGGAGAUAACUUGUUUUUACUUCGAAGAUUGCAACAGGCAAAACCUUGUAUCGCUAAUACACAUAAGAUAUCAGGCUGUAGAAGAACAAUUUUUGAAAACUUUUGAUUACCGCAAAUACAAGGUCGUUUUUUAUAUUUUUGUUGAUAAAUUGCAUACAUAUCUAUUUC